Molecule: messenger RNA, 2016 nt
Organism: Sphaeramia orbicularis (orbiculate cardinalfish)
Lineage: Eukaryota; Metazoa; Chordata; Actinopteri; Kurtiformes; Apogonidae
Product: myelin expression factor 2-like
Exons: 17
Coding region: 65-1798 (577 amino acids)
Cellular component (GO): nucleus; cytoplasm
Molecular function (GO): mRNA binding
Source: RefSeq, a predicted model, not a curated record
CACAUUUUGAACUGCGUAGAGACAGAGGCAUCUUGCGUUGUGUGUGAGGCAAACAAAACUCAACAUGUCAGAUGUUGCAACCCCUGAAGAAGAGCUAACGCUAAAGCCAGAAGAAUCUACUGCAUCUGUGGAAUCCGACAUCGAGGACACGUCUCAAGAAACACCUAAUGGCGUGAAAACGGAAGCCGAAGACUCCAGUCCUCCCAAAGAUAAGCUUGAUGGCAAAGAGAAGACCUCUGGAAGCCGAAGAGGAAACCGCUUUCACCCAUACAAAGACAAACAUGGUGGAGAAAAGAAAGGGGCUCAGAGGAACCGUGUGUUCAUCAGCAACAUCCCGUAUGAUAUGAAGUGGCAGGCAAUUAAAGAUCUAAUGCGUGAGAAAGUUGGUGAGGUUACAUACGUGGAGCUCUUUAAGGAUGCAGAAGGAAAGUCAAGGGGGUGUGGUGUGGUGGAGUUCAAGGAUGAAGAGUUUGUCAAAAAAGCAAUAGAAACUAUGAAUAAGCAUGACUUAAGUGGAAGGCCACUCAACAUCAAGGCAGAUCCUGAUGGAGAACAUGCCAGACGAGUGCUACAGCGCAUGGGCGGAGGGCAACAGGGAGGCCGGGGCCAGGAAAUGGGACCCGGUGGAAUGAACCUCCCACCAUCCAUCGCCAACAAUCCCAACAUACCUCCUGACGUUAUCCACGCACUGCAAGGCGGGCGACUGGGCACCACCGUGUUUGUGGCCAAUCUUGAUUUUAAGGUGGGCUGGAAGAAGUUAAAGGAAGUUUUCAGCAUGGCAGGUGUGGUGAAACGAGCAGAUGUAAAGGAGGAUAAGGAUGGGAAGAGCCGUGGAAUGGGAACAGUCACUUUUGAGCAGUCACUGGAGGCCGUACAAGCCAUAUCCAUGUUCAACGGGCAGAUGCUCUUUGACAGACAGAUGCAUGUCAAAAUGGAUGAGAAAUCUCUCCCUCUGGAUGAUUUCCGUCAAGUAGAAAAAGCACCUCCGUUGCCACGAGGUCUAGGUGGUAUUGGAAUGGGACUGGGACCAGGUGGACAGCCUAUAAAUGCCAAUCGUCUGAGUGGGGGAGGAGGCAUGGGCUCCAUGGGCCCCGGAGUGAUGGACGUUCCUGGUUAUGGUGGAAUGAACAGACUGGGAGGAGGAAUGGGUGGAGGCAGCAGCGGCUUUGGGGGUAUGGACAACAUGGGAAACAUGGGGGGCUUCGGAGGAAGAGAUAUGGCACCAGUCGGCAGGAUGGGAGACAUGUACCGGUCAGGAAUGGGUGGAAUGGAUCGGGAUUUUGGCCACAGUGACAUGUCAGUGAAUCGAGGAUUUGGGGAUUCAUUUGGAGGAAUGGGUGGAGGUUUUGGAGGAAUGAGCAGCGGUGGAAUGGGACACAUGGGGACUGGAUUAGGUGGUGGAAUGGGGAAUAUGGGCCUGGACCGGAUGGGGUCCAGCUUUGACCGGAUGGGCAUGUCGGGAAUGGACAUGAACCGUGGAUACGGAGGCUUUGGAGGCGGAGGAGGACCGAGUCACAUGACCGGAGGCAUGUCCGACAGGGGCUCUGGGUCCAAAGGAGGAUGUCAGAUCUUUGUGCGAAAUUUGUCCUAUGACCUCACAUGGCAGAAGCUGAAGGAGAAGUUCAGUCACUGUGGUCAGGUCAUGUUCGCAGAGAUCAAGAUGGAGAACGGAAAGUCGAAGGGCUGCGGAACGGUGAGGUUCGACUCAGCAGAGAGCGCCGAGAAGGCCUGCAGGAUGAUGAAUGGAACCAAGAUCAACGGGCGCGAGGUGGACGUCCGCAUCGACCGUAACGCUUAGAGCUUUCGUAGAAGCGGCGUCCGCGUUCAGCCCUCUCUGCCAAUGAUCUUUUGUUUUGUUUUAAAAACACACUUUUCUUCAUAUCUCCACCGUGUCCACCGUUUGGUUUGUUGUUUAGACACUAUACGACAUAGCUCUUUUAUCUUUUGUUUUGUAAAACCCUUUUUAAUUUGUCAGGCAGUUUAUUGGAACAAAUAAAAGUUUUUAAUUUUUAAACC